This is a messenger RNA of Stegodyphus dumicola, 2715 nucleotides long. RefSeq names its product store-operated calcium entry regulator STIMATE-like. NCBI's taxonomy places the organism in Eukaryota, Metazoa, Arthropoda, Arachnida, Araneae, Eresidae. Gene Ontology annotation, cellular component: membrane. The record is from RefSeq and is a predicted model, not a curated record.
UUCUAUUCCCGUGAUAUGAAGGCAAUUAAGAAACAAUUUCUUGUCUGGUGCGAAUGUUUCUCUAUAGUGGUUGUAACUAAUUUUUAUUUGGCAUCGACGAACUGAGUUACUUUUUUUAUAUUAUGCAUUUAAACAGAAAUUGCUUAAUUGCUGACAGUUCAAAUUUUGUUUGUAAAAUUAUGUGUGUUAUUUUUUAUGACCAUUUAAGUUUAUGAUAAAUAAACUGAUUCAGAUAUGGGUUCUGAACUACAUUGUACCCAUGGUGCCUUAACAGAUUCGUUUGCGUGGUUAGUUCAAGGGAUACUGGCUUGUUUGGCAUUUACAUGUCUCAUUUUAAAAAGAUUUUGUGAACCUCGCAGACAGAGGAGGCCUUGGCUGAUUUGGUUCUAUGAUACAUCUAAGCAAGGGAUGGGAGCCUUAGUGAUUCAUUUUGCUAAUAUAUUUUUAGCUGAAUUUUUUCAAGGUGAUCCAUGUACUUGGUACAUAGUGAGCUUUUUGCUUGAUUCCUCUGCUGGGUUGCUGAUAAUUUUCAUUGGCAUCCGACUCACACAGCAUGUAUCUAGGAAAAGAGGCUGGGAUCAUUUGGUUUUUGGAGAAUAUGGCAAACCUCCAUAUGUAAAUGCAUGGCUGUCUCAGUGUGCUGUAUACAUAGCUUUAAUGCUUAUUGAAAAAAUUCUAAUAACACUUCUAAUUCAGUUAGACUUUUGGGAUCAGGUGCGCAAGAUUAUUAUGUCACCAAUUAAAGAUCCCAAAGUAGAAGUGGCAAUUGUUGUACUGAUUGUUCCUUUUAUUAUUAAUGUUUUCAUGUUCUGGGUUGUGGAUAAUUUCCUAAUGCAAAAACAUGGACGAUGGAAACAGUGUGUUGUAAAUGGUAAAGUCAAAAUCCAGUAUGAAAGAAGUGAUCAAGAAUCGUGUUCUGAGUCAGAAAUACUAUUGUCAGGUGAGGAUGAUCCUCUGGCAGUUGAAGUUACCUGUCAACAAAGACAUCCAAUGCUCAUUCCAGUCUCUUGAGCAAUUGUACACUUUGCCCAGUUUUGACCAAAGCAUAUAUAUAUCUAUGUACUGAAAACCAAAGAUAUAUCUUUUAAACAUAUGUGUAAUGUGUGCUGUUUAAUGUUAGAAUAAUUUGUGUUGAAAAUUUUAUAAAACUGUUAGCCUGUUUCAGUGCAAGUUCGUAUUAAUAACCUUAUUUGUAUUUUAUUUUAAAGCUAUCAAAUACACUAAGGUAACAGUUCCUCUUUUCUGAAAUACAAUAAUGUAAAAUUAAAAUAUUGACUUGUUAUAAAAUUUUAAAAAAUAUUAAAUUGGGGAAUUUUUUUUAAUAUAGUAAUCCCUCGAUUUUCAAAAGAUUAUUUUUUAUUGUUCUACAGUUAACAUAGUUAUCUGAGUCAGGUACAAGACCUUCAACUAUCCACUAUUUUAUUUGCUGACACUAAUCUGUGUAGGUACUAGACAAUUACUAAUUAUAGAUUUGCUGCAUGAUAAAAUAUCUGGCAUUUCAUCAUGUAACAAAUUCCAUAACUAUUUAAAAUUAAAUUAAAAGUUUGUCAUAGGUAAUUGUACCCUGAGUACAGUUUAAAGAUUUGCUGAACAUAAAACAGAAUUUUAAAGCUUAAGACUAAAAAUUUCAUUUAUCAGUAUUGAAAAUCUAAAAGUAAUGACCUUGAGAAGAAUGAAAUUUAUUCUGAAAAAUUGUGGUUCUUAUAGGUAAGGGUGAUAUCUUUUAUUGGAGCCCUUAAAUCUAUUUUGAUUUAGUAUUUUUUUAGGAUAAUUGAUAAAUCUAUAAAAUAACCCCCAGAUUCAGAAGUAAUAAACUUCACUAUCUUUGACUUCACUAUCCUGCAUGUAAUUUUUGCUUAGUUUUCAAACUUAUACUAAUCUUUAUGGGCAUACAGAUUUUUCUUUACUCUGCAUGCAGAGUUAAGUAUCUUAAAAAUAAUUUUCUGUGCCAUUUUUUUUUAAUUCUACCUCGCAGUUAAUUUGUUAUGUCUAGUAAAAAAUGGAAGGCAGUUUAAAAUAUUAGUAAAUUUAUAAGGAAGUUGAUUUAUAUUUAUUCUUAUGUUUAAUGUUCAGUCUCCUUGAGAAAUUGGUGAAUCUGUUGGAACUGCAUCUUGCAUUUGCAGAUGAUGAAGAUAAAACCGGGACUUAAAACUUUACUGGGGCUCAUAUCAAGUAGCUUUCAUAAUCUCUGUAUUUUAACCCAUUCACAGUACAUCUGCAAAAUUUUAGAACUCAUUUUUUUAACCAGUUUUAAUAGAGUUGCCCAACAAUAAUUGUUACUAUUAUUAUUUAAUCUUCUAAUUCAAGAAUUACUAAUUGAGUGCUUGUUAAUGCAUCUCAUUUGCUUUCUUUACACAAUGUCUUAUAUUGAGCUGUAUCCAUUUCGUGUUAUGGAUUCAAAGUAUAAACAAUUAGAAGCAAUGAAGUUUUCACCAGACAAAUGCACCUAUCUUCAAGUAUUUAUUAUAAAGAAAAGUGUAAGCAUUCUAAAUCAUCCUUUUCAAGAUUUGAAACAUAUUUAAACUACUUUCUAGUUCUGAAAGUGAAUUCUUACCUUAAUGGCAUCUUCUGAAAAAAAUUCUGAAUUGUAUAAUAAAGUAUAAGGUUGAAGAGUAUUCUUACUACUAAUUUUUAAAAUAGUAUACAAAAGCUCUUUGAACAUGACAAGAAAUGUAUGGUGUUAGAAGGAUGAACAAUAAAAUUGUUUUCCUAGAA